GCUGAGGUUGUCACCUGAGGUUGAGGAGCCUUAGCAGCAAUGUCAUCCGCAGGCAUGCCAGACUUACCUGUGCCGCUCACCAAUCUGAAGAUCCAGUACACUAAGAUCUUCAUAAACAACGAAUGGCAUCAUUCCGUGAGUGGCAAGAAAUUCCCCGUCUUCAAUCCGGCAAACGAGGAGAAGCUCUGCGAGGUAGAAGCAGGGGAUAAGGAAGAUAUUGACAAAGCGGUGAAGGCUGCAAGACAAGCCUUCCAGAUCGGCUCUCCAUGGCGUACUAUGGAUGCUUCAGAAAGGGGCCAACUACUCUGCAAGUUGGCUGACCUAAUUGAAAGGGAUCGCCUUCUGCUGGCUACACUUGAGUCAAUGAAUGGUGGAAAGCUAUUUGCCAAUUCAUAUCUGAUGGAUUUAGGAGGAUGCAUAAAAACAUUACGCUAUUGUGCGGGCUGGGCUGACAAGAUCCAGGGCCAAACCAUUCCCAUUGAUGGAAACUUUUUCACUUAUACAAGACAUGAGCCUAUUGGAGUAUGUGGUCAAAUCAUUCCUUGGAACUUCCCGUUGGUUAUGCUCAUUUGGAAGAUAGGGCCCGCCCUCACCUGUGGGAACACGGUGAUUGUCAAACCUGCAGAGCAGACGCCUCUCACGGCCCUCCACGUGGCGUCGCUGAUCAAAGAGGCAGGGUUUCCUCCCGGAGUGGUGAAUAUUGUGCCCGGAUAUGGGCCCACGGCAGGAGCAGCCAUUUCUUCCCACAUGGACAUCGACAAAGUUGCGUUCACAGGAUCCACAGAGGUUGGCAAAAUUAUCAAAGAAGCCUCCGGGAAAAGCAAUCUGAAGAGAGUGACCCUGGAGUUGGGGGGAAAGAGCCCCUGCAUUGUGUUUGCUGAUGCUGACUUGGACAAUGCUGUUGAGUUUGCACACCAGGGAUUAUUCUACCACCAAGGCCAAUGUUGUAUAGCUGCCUCCAGGCUGUUUGUGGAAGAAUCCAUCUACGAUGAGUUUGUUCGAAGGAGCGUUGAGCGGGCUAAGAAGUAUGUUCUUGGAAACCCUCUGACCCCAGGAGUAAAUCAAGGCCCUCAGAUUGACAAGAAGCAAUAUGAUAAGAUCCUUGACCUCAUUGAGAGUGGGAAGAAGGCAGGGGCCAAACUGGAAUGUGGAGGCGGCCCCUGGGGGAAUAAAGGCUACUUCAUCCAACCCACAGUUUUCUCCAAUGUCACUGAUGAGAUGCGCAUUGCCAAAGAGGAGGUAAAUCGCUCCAUUCUCUUCUGUUCCCUGGGUGGCCCCGCUGACCGAGAAUUUCCAGUCAAAGGCUGGUUGGGAGGCACAGCGGUGUCUAGGGGCUUCCUUCACAGCCUGGAAGUGACGGAAAAGAAAAUGUUGUCUUUAUGUCGAUUUUCUCCUUCCUUUGAGGUGAUAAAGUAUUUACGUAAUUGUGACAGCUGGGUGAAUUGCUAUAGUGUGGUGACAGCCCAAACCCCCUUUGGGGGAUUCAAGAUGUCUGGCAAUGGACGAGAACUGGGGGAAUAUGGCCUUCAUGAAUACACAGAGGUCAAGACAGUAACGAUGAAGAUUUCUCAGAAAAAUUCAUAAAGAAAUCCCACCAGAGUGGAAAGAAGAAACUUCAACUACUAAGCAUCUCCUUCAGCCACUGAUACAGUAGAUUUUACAUCAAAAACCAUUAUGUUCUUGAUAUUUUUAAAUACGUGAAUCACAUUAGCAUGAAUACCACAUGUAAGAAACUUGACAUGUAGCUUAUUCUGAAAUAUUUGCCUUCUGAUAUGUGAUCCCAAAUGCUAUCCUACAUAAGCAGGUGGAUUUGGAAGAAGGAUCUCUGUAGCUCCGUAGUGGUCAUCACAUCUCUUUUCGUUGUAGCUACUUGUCCAGGACAAUCAUUUUAUAGAGAGGAGGACCAGCUGCCAUUUGGCUUCUUUCCCUUAACAAUUCCUUAAAGUACUUCACGCACAUGCUACCUGCUAAGUCAGGUGCACUGCCCCUCAUAGUUGUAAAAUCAUUCCUGUCGCAUGAAAUGUUUCCUAGAAGGUUCUGCCUGAAAUACUUAGCUGUCACCUGAACAGAAACCUGAAUAAAAACUACCUUGCAUGA
Molecule: messenger RNA, 2097 nt
Organism: Echinops telfairi (small Madagascar hedgehog)
Lineage: Eukaryota; Metazoa; Chordata; Mammalia; Afrosoricida; Tenrecidae
Gene: ALDH1A1
Product: aldehyde dehydrogenase 1 family member A1
Exons: 13
Coding region: 40-1584 (514 amino acids)
Molecular function (GO): benzaldehyde dehydrogenase (NAD+) activity
Source: RefSeq, a predicted model, not a curated record